CAUUCAAAACUUCAAAAGUAAAACCAUGUCUUGUUUACUUUCUGUUAUCAAUUUUUUGGAAAUAAUUAUCAUUUUUUUUCCAAAAUUUGCAUUUUCAUUUUUCGUAUUCAUUAGGAUUAAUUAGUUUCUGGAUCUGCGAUCGUACUCCUAGUCGAACAAAAUAUUCAAGAUGACUGCUUCAGUUGAAGAAGAAUCUAGCCAUGCAAAUGCUGAAGACCAAAAAAAGUCGAAGAAGCAGCUGAAAAAAGAAGCUAAAGAAGCAACGAAGUCAGCUAAAAAGGAAGAAAAGGCCUCUAAAGGAAACAGCGCUGGAGAUAAUGCUCCUCCAGCCGAAGAUUACUCAGUUGGGAAGUAUGGAGCUCUGGGUAUGAUCCAAAGUAAGGCAUCUGAUAAACAAAAAUAUCAAUUUGUGAACGUCAAGCAGUUGGAUAAUUCAUUCAUCGAUAAAGAAGUAUGGAUAAGAGGACGGAUUCAUACUAGUCGAGGAAAAGGUAAACAAUGUUUUAUUGUUGUAAGACAACAAGAGAAUACCAUUCAGGGGCUUAUAGCCGUUUCACCUACGAUCAGUAAACAGAUGGUCAAGUUUGUUUCCGGUAUUUCUAAAGAGUCAGUUGUUGAUAUUCUGGCUAAAGUGAGCGGUGUUAACGUACCCGUUGAGGGCUGUACGUUGAAGAAUUUAGAAUUGCAUGUCAUCGAGUUAUGGGUUGUCAGUGCAGCAAAAUCUCCUUUACCGAUGCAAAUUGAAGAUGCUGCUCGCCGAGUGAAACCUGAAGAGGAACAAGACGGUAUAACGAUCACAGUGAAUCAAGAUACUCGGUUAGAUAAUAGAAUUUUAGAUUUACGAACUCCUGCCAACCAAGCCAUAUUUAGAUUAGAAGCCGGUGUUUGUAAAUUAUUCCGUGAUAUCCUUGCGAACAAAGGUUUCGUUGAAAUUCAUACUCCAAAAAUUAUCAGCGCUGCUAGUGAAGGUGGAGCAAAUGUAUUUCAAGUAUCUUAUUUCAAAGGAUCGGCGUAUCUUGCACAAUCGCCUCAGCUUUAUAAACAAAUGGCGAUCGCUGCCGAUUUUGAUAGAGUAUUUACAGUUGGUGCCGUGUUCAGAGCGGAAGAUAGUAACACACACCGGCAUCUUACUGAGUUCGUUGGUCUCGAUUUAGAGAUGGCAUUCAAAUAUCAUUACAACGAAGUAGUAGAUUUAAUUGGUGCUACGUUUACAGAAAUGUUCAAAGGAUUACGUGAUAUAUAUAAAGACGAGAUAACCGCCAUUUCCGAACAGUAUCCCGUCGAGCCGUUUAAAUUUCUAGACCCACCGUUGAAGCUGGAAUUUCCGCAAGCGAUAAGCAUGCUACGUGAAGCGGGUGUCGAAGUAGGUGACGAGGACGAUUUAUCUACUCCGGAUGAGAAAUUACUUGGAAGAUUAGUAAAAACGAAAUAUGAUACCGAUUUUUAUAUUUUGGAUAAAUAUCCGUUGGCUGUUCGACCGUUCUACACGAUGCCUGAUCCUGACAACGAAAAAAUGUCCAAUUCCUACGACAUGUUUAUGAGAGGUGAAGAAAUAAUGUCCGGUGCGCAAAGGAUACACGAUGCCGAAUUUCUCAGUCAGCGUGCAAAGCAUCAUAAUAUCGAUUUGGAGCAAAUCAGAGCUUACAUAGAUGCAUUUAAAUACGGCUGUCCUCCUCAUGCCGGUGGUGGUAUAGGAUUGGAAAGAGUUGUAAUGCUGUAUUUAGGAUUGGAUAAUAUCAGGAAAACAUCCAUGUUCCCACGUGAUCCCAAAAGAGUAACUCCUUGAAUGAAUAUUUUUGAAAAGAUGAGAUUUUCGAAGAUUGUAUGAUUUUUAAUGAAUUAAAUACGUAUGAAUAAUUGUUACUAAUCAGUUUGGUUUGAUUUUGAUAUCAUGUAGUUGCAUUUCAUUUUCUCUUGUAUUUGAAAAAUGUUUGAAAUAAAAAUAAAAUAUCAGUGUACCCAUAUAAA
This is a messenger RNA of Planococcus citri (citrus mealybug), 1968 nucleotides long. RefSeq names its product aspartyl-tRNA synthetase (gene AspRS). The transcript has 13 exons. The record is from RefSeq and is a predicted model, not a curated record. NCBI's taxonomy places the organism in Eukaryota, Metazoa, Arthropoda, Insecta, Hemiptera, Pseudococcidae. Gene Ontology annotation, cellular component: aminoacyl-tRNA synthetase multienzyme complex; cytoplasm; cytosol. Bases 170 to 1786 code for a protein of 538 amino acids. Gene Ontology annotation, molecular function: RNA binding; aspartate-tRNA ligase activity; ATP binding. Gene Ontology annotation, biological process: aspartyl-tRNA aminoacylation.